AUGCAUGUGUGGCAUCACCGUUACCACACUCCAUCCGUUCACUUGCCUGGGGAGACGUUUCCUCGUGGGGGCUACAAGGGUGUGCCGGAUGGCUACGUCGAUGGGUGGCCGCAUGCCAAGUCUUGGCCGCAUCUCGCCAAGAAGAAAGGGACGGCGUCCGGUGGAGCUCGGGGGUCAGGCGGGAUGGAGCGGUUCAUGACAACCAAGCUGUCCACGGAGGAGCUACGACAGGCGAUCGCCAAGCUGGUGGUCACCUGCGACCUCCCCUUCCGCAUCGUCGAGGCCGAGGCCAAGAACUUCAUCCCCUCCCGGUGGACGGUAUCCCGCGACACUGUGGUCUAUGCAACAGCAGCUCUCCAGUCCGCCAUUGCGGAGAUGCUGGCGAAGGAGGGGGAGUUGGGGUGCAAGGUGUCGAUCACCAUCGACAAGUGGACGGCACCCAACAACAAGGCAUGGCUAGUGGUGACAGGUCACUGGAUAGACGAGAACUUCCAGCUGCGCACAAUGGUGCUUGAGUUCCGUGAGAUGCUCGGGCGGCAUGGGGGCAGGGAGAUGGCGCAGGUGGUUGAGGAGACGAUUGUGCAGUGGGGGUUGGAGGGGCGUUGUCUUGGUUUCACGACAGACAACGCCUCUAGCAACAUUGCCGCCUUCAGGCGGAUGUCGGAGGAGGGUGGUGGUCAGUGCUUCUUCAACUCGCGCAUGCACUUCCGUUGUAUGGAGGGGUGGGCCGGUGCGGUUCGAGUUGUAGGGUGUGUGGGGUCUGGUAUGGGUGUGUGGCGCACUCUAACAAUGUGUCCUCCAACUUCCCCUUUUCUCCUUCCCAAUGUUGUGUUCCGUGCGCAGGGCUUGUCGAAGACCGACAAGAAGAAGGUGGAGAGUUUGCGCCUGACAGACGCAGACUGGGAGACCCUGCAGGCGGUGAAGACAUUCCUAAGCCCCUUCGCCAAGGUCUCCAAGGCAGCAGAGGGGGCAGCGUACCCGACUGUGUCGAUGGUGGUGCCGUACUACAACGGCCUGAUCGACGCCAUGGAGUCGCGCCUUGCCAAGGGGCCAUCUCCGACGCUGCAGCCGAUGAUCGUGGCGGCGCUGAGCCACUUGAAGAAGUACGCCUACAUCACCAGCAACGAGUACUGGAUCGCCACCUUCUUGGACCCUUCCAUGAAGGCGGCGUGGUUCGACGACGCGCACUGGGAGAAGCUGCAUCCCGAGACCGACAGGAGGGUGAGGCCGCGUCCGGCGUCUGGCAAGGUGAUCAAGCUGGUGCACGACCGCGUGGCCGAGUACCAGGCCCGGGCUGCAAAGCUUGCUCCACGGCCGACCCCACUUGCCCCCGUUGCGGAGGAGGAAGAGGGAGACGAGGAGGAGGACGACGAUGACGCGCAGUUUCUCCCUAGUCGCCGACGACUUGCGGCGCGUCUGUCGGCGAGACAGGAGGCGGGGGCGGGUGGGAUGGUGCAGGAUGACGAGGUUAGCAGGUACUUGUCCGAGAGGGUGCGGUGCGACGUGACAGCGCUAGAGUACUGGCGCAGUGCCACCAACAUGCAGACGCUGAGACGCAUGGCCCGGGAUUAUCUCGCCAUCCCUGCCACGUCCGCUUCGAGUGAGCGGGUGUUCUCCCUUGGUCGCAACCUCAUUUCCUGGAAGCGGCACCGCCUGGCCUCUCAGAGGACGCGAGUUGUCAUGAUUUUCAGAUCAUGGUACAGUUCACACCCUGGCCAGAGGAUAGGCGAGGGCCGCCGACCGAGAGGCGUCGCACCACCAGAGUUCGCCAUUGAGGGCGAGGGGGCAGAGGAGGAUGACGAGGAGGAGGAGGAGGAGGGUGUGGAGGCUGACGACACAGCUGGUGGAGAGGAUGCUGUUGUUGGUAGUAGCAGUGGCGCCUUAGCGUAG
Messenger RNA from Closterium sp. Naga37s-1, 1890 nucleotides. The record is from the annotation of a GenBank genome assembly. NCBI's taxonomy places the organism in Eukaryota, Viridiplantae, Streptophyta, Zygnematophyceae, Desmidiales, Closteriaceae.